AUGAAGUACUCAUUCAGUCUCGCCGUUGCGGCUUUGUGCGUUGAAAGCAGUGUUGCAACACCGCUUAACCUAGAAGCCAGACAACAAGGCAGCGGCGCAGGCCCUUACGCUCCGGGCACUUACAAGACCGAAAGCUCUCUCCAAGGCCACACAAUCUACUACCCGACCAAGAGCACUGGGUCCGAGAAGCUCCCUGUCCUCGUCUGGGGCAACGGUGCAUGCAGCACCGACGGCCGCUCCAACUCGGCUCUCUUGCAGAACAUCGCCAGUUACGGUUUCCUGGCUAUCGCUGAGGGUGGCCCCAACGGCGGCGGUACCUCCAAUGCUCAGACCAUGAAACAGGCCAUUGACUGGGUCACCCAGAACGCCGGCAAAGGAAACUAUGCCAACGUCGAUGCGAGCAAGAUCAUGGCUGCAGGCUUCUCAUGCGGUGGUGUCGAAGCCAUCGACAACAUCUGGGAUAGCCGCGUCGACACCAUCGGAGUCAUCAGCUCAGGUCUGCUGACAAACUACACUGCGGCCAGCGACAUUGCCUACCCGAACGGCGAGCGUGACUACAAGAACAUGCCUGCCGGAGUUCCAACCUGGAAGGGCAACAUUCCCGUCGGCCACGGCGGUACACUCGGCGAUGCUAAUGGCGGCCGUUUUGGCAAGGCGAUCCUCAACUGGAUGCUGUGGACAAUGAAGGGAAACACACAGGCGGCGUCUUACUUUACCAGUGGUUACCAGGCUGAUGGAUAUCAAGUCGAGUCUAAGAGCUUGAACUCGUUGAAGCCGUUCUAA
This is a messenger RNA of Alternaria ventricosa, 783 nucleotides long. RefSeq lists its product as uncharacterized. The transcript is spliced from 4 exons. The record is from RefSeq and is a predicted model, not a curated record. Bases 1 to 783 code for a protein of 260 amino acids. Lineage: Eukaryota; Fungi; Ascomycota; Dothideomycetes; Pleosporales; Pleosporaceae.